Molecule: messenger RNA, 1881 nt
Organism: Phytophthora sojae
Lineage: Eukaryota; Oomycota; Peronosporomycetes; Peronosporales; Peronosporaceae
Exons: 2
Coding region: 1-1881 (626 amino acids)
Source: RefSeq, a predicted model, not a curated record
AUGCACUCCAAGAUCGUUGCCCUGUUCAGCCUGUGUGCCGCUGCCUCCAUCCUGCAGGCGGCUGACGCUGGCGCUUCUCCUGUGGGCGUCUCGCCGCGCCGCCACCUCGGCUCCAGGGAGGACUACGGACACCACCCGCGCCACCACGACCAUGACCAUGACCACGACCACGACCACGGGAAGAAUCACCGCCACCACGAUGACAAGCACCCGUCGCACUACUAUUACCGUCGCCGUCUCGAAGACGCCAAGGCCACCGAGUCCAAGGACUACAAGGACGACCAUGGCAAGGACGACUACGACUACGGCAAGGACCGCAAGGAUCGCAAGGACGGCUACGAGCACAAGCGGUACGGCGGUCACGACGACUAUGACGAUGACUACAAGGGAUACGGCUACAAGAGCUACGGCGGAGACUGCGAUGACUACGGAAAGGGUCGCCACGACAAGGACGACUACAGCUACGGCAAGGCCUACUACGGCAAGGCCUACUACGGCAAGGACGACUACAGCAACGGCAAGGCCUACUACGGCAAAGACUACUACGGCAAGGACGACUACAGCUACGGCAAGGACGUCUAUGGAUACGACGGAUACAAGUACGGCUCCAGCUACUACCCGGACUACUACUCGUCCUACGGCGGCGGCGGUGACUUUGGCUACGGCUAUGGUUACAACUACCCCGGCAACUUCGGCUAUGCUAGCUACGGCUAUGGCUACCCUGGUUACCCUGGUUACCCUGGCUACCCUGGCUACGGCUACGGCUAUGAGUCCGCGACGACGGACGGUGCUGAGGCUGGCCAGAAGGAGUCCGCCACGGCGCCUGCUACCGCUACGGACGUUGCGUCCAACAAGUCGGCGGAGAAGGAGGACAAGACGCCGCCCAAGGAGAAGGAGACCACCAAGUCCGGCGCCACGGACAAGGCCAAGGGCAACCUGUGUGCCGCUGCCUCCAUCCUGCAGGCGGCUGACGCUGGCGCUUCUCCUGUGGGCGUCUCGCCGCGCCGCCACCUCGGCUCCAGGGAGGACUACGGACACCACCCGCGCCACCACGACCAUGACCAUGACCACGACCACGACCACGGGAAGAAUCACCGCCACCACGAUGACAAGCACCCGUCGCACUACUAUUACCGUCGCCGUCUCGAAGACGCCAAGGCCACCGAGUCCAAGGACUACAAGGACGACCAUGGCAAGGACGACUACGACUACGGCAAGGACCGCAAGGAUCGCAAGGACGGCUACGAGCACAAGCGGUACGGCGGUCACGACGACUAUGACGAUGACUACAAGGGAUACGGCUACAAGAGCUACGGCGGAGACUGCGAUGACUACGGAAAGGGUCGCCACGACAAGGACGACUACAGCUACGGCAAGGCCUACUACGGCAAGGCCUACUACGGCAAGGACGACUACAGCAACGGCAAGGCCUACUACGGCAAAGACUACUACGGCAAGGACGACUACAGCUACGGCAAGGACGUCUAUGGAUACGACGGAUACAAGUACGGCUCCAGCUACUACCCGGACUACUACUCGUCGUACGGAUACAGCUACUACCCGGACUACUACUCGUCCUACGGCGGCGGCGGUGACUUUGGCUACGGCUAUGGUUACAACUACCCCGGCAACUUCGGCUAUGCUAGCUACGGCUAUGGCUACCCUGGUUACCCUGGUUACCCUGGCUACCCUGGCUACGGCUACGGCUAUGAGUCCGCGACGACGGACGGUGCUGAGGCUGGCCAGAAGGAGUCCGCCACGGCGCCUGCUACCGCUAUGGACGUUGCGUCCAACAAGUCGGCGGAGAAGGAGGACAAGACGCCGCCCAAGGAGAAGGAGACCACCAAGUCCGGCGCCACGGACAAGGCCAAGGGCAAGUAA